CUGCAUUAUAAAUAGCCCCAAACACCUUGCAAAUUUCAUUUCAUUUCAUCUCGUCCCAGAAGCUGCUUGUGCUGCUCUUUCAAACCUUUUCCUGCCCUUCGCUAGCUGUGAUUCCUUGAUCUCCAUUUUCCUCAAUUCUCAAUAUGGCCUCUACCCAGGUUGAAGCUGAGCCAGUCAAAGAGGUGACCAACAAAGCUGAAACUUCAUCACAGGCAUGUCCAGUAGUUAUUGAAGAAAAAGCUGCCACAACUGAAGAACCCGAAGUGGUUGUGGAUGAUGCUGAUGACGAAGAAGAGGAAGUGAAAAAUGAAUCGGAUGAAGAGCAAGCAGAUCAGGAGAAAUUGGAAGAAUAUUCACCUAUUAUUGGUGAAGAUGAGCCAAACACUAAUUUUGAUGACGAACUAGAAGCUGAAGAUGGUGACUUGAUUUAAGACAAGGAAAGAAAUCUUACAUGAGGAGAGGCUGUGGUGAUCACAAUCUUAUAUGUGUGUCUGGUUUUUAUCAUUUAUGUGUUUUUAUUAUUUUUUUCUUGACACCUCCCAUGUUUUAUUUUGUCUUGUUCUGUUGCGUGUAGUAUCUUGAAAACUAUAUUAUAAAGUGUGCCUAAGAUUAUUAGUUAA
Populus nigra (black poplar) is the source of this 620-nucleotide messenger RNA. RefSeq lists its product as uncharacterized. The coding region runs from base 144 to 431 and encodes 95 amino acids. NCBI's taxonomy places the organism in Eukaryota, Viridiplantae, Streptophyta, Magnoliopsida, Malpighiales, Salicaceae. The record is from RefSeq and is a predicted model, not a curated record. The transcript has 2 exons.